Molecule: messenger RNA, 970 nt
Organism: Halteromyces radiatus
Lineage: Eukaryota; Fungi; Mucoromycota; Mucoromycetes; Mucorales; Cunninghamellaceae
Exons: 2
Coding region: 175-891 (238 amino acids)
Cellular component (GO): intracellular anatomical structure
Molecular function (GO): oxidoreductase activity, acting on NAD(P)H, oxygen as acceptor
Source: RefSeq, a predicted model, not a curated record
AUGUAUGAUCUUUCAACGUCUGCACCUACUAAUAUUGUUGAUCAAUAUGGUUCUCUUCGAGGGAAAGUUGCUGUUGGUAUGUCCUCUUUAUUUUUAUUUUUUAUUUUUUUUUUAAUAAUUAUAAAUUAAAUUUUUUUAUUAGUGACGGGUGGUGCUAGAGGUCUUGGUUAUGAAAUGAUGCGUUCUUUAGCAGAAAGUGGAGCUUCUGUGGCCUGUAUUGAUCUUUUAGCUGAAACUGGUGCUGAAGCUGUUGCAUCCAUAGAAAAGGAUUGUCAAGUCAAAGCAUCAAGUUGGGGUUGUGAUGUUACUAAUGAUGAAGAAGUAUCUAUGUUAUUUGAACAAAUUGUACAACAUCAUGGUGGUCUUGAUAUUUUGGUUACUGCUGCCGGUAUUAAUCAAGUUUGUCCUGCUAUAGAAUAUACGGCUGCUAGUUUUAGAAAAAUUUUUGAUGUCAAUGUGAAUGGUACUUUCUUUUGUGUUCAACAAGCUGCAAAACAUAUGAUGAAAUUGGGUACAGGAGGAUCUAUCAUUACUGUUGCUUCCAUGUCUGCACAUAUUACCAAUACACCACAAACUCAUGCUCCUUAUAAUGCUACCAAAGCUGCUGUUUUACAAUUAACAAAAUCAUUAGCUUGUGAAUGGGCUCCUCAUAACAUCCGUGUUACUGCUAUCUCUCCAGGUUAUUUUGAUACUGCUAUGAAUCGUCAAGUUCUUGCUCAACAAGGUGAAGAAGGAAACAAGAUGCGUGCUUAUUGGGAACAACAUACACCAAUGGGUCGAAUGGGUUCUCCUCAUGAAUUGAAAGGUGUUGUUGUAUUUUUGGCUUCUGAUGCUUCUACAUUUGUUACUGGAACCGAAAUCAUUGUUGAUGGUGGAUAUACUGCAUGGUGAUCUUAUUAUUAUCUUUUUUAUCUCAAUCUUUUUUAUUAUAUAUUAUUAUUAUUAUAGUUCAUUCAUUCUUUUUUUAUCA